This is a messenger RNA of Chara braunii, 1640 nucleotides long. NCBI's taxonomy places the organism in Eukaryota, Viridiplantae, Streptophyta, Charophyceae, Charales, Characeae. The record is from the annotation of a GenBank genome assembly.
AAAUGGACCGAGGAGAAAAAUAUGGACCAUCUAGGACAGCAUGUGUCGUUAAGCCUAGGACGGGACAUAAUGGCCAUUGUAGCCACAAGCCGGUCUUGGAAGGAGACCCGGGAUGUGAUGACGAGGAAGUACCUAGCGGCAGAGAAAAUGGCAACGGAGACCGACCUAGCGGCGGUUUACAGGAAGAACUUCGCAACGUACAAUGAUUUCCUACGGGAGUUUACUCUGGUAGCACUAAGGAUCCCCGGGGUCAUGGACCGGAUAAUGAGCAAAUAUUUCCUCAGGCAGUUCUCCGAGUUUGACAAAGACAAGAUCCUGUCAGCCUACCAACAGACGAGCAAGUUCGUAAACACUCGGGACAUUGAUUUUAGCACAGUAACGGAUCUGGCGAGGAAAACGGUAGUAACGGAGACGUUGGCCUUGCUCAAGGAAGGAGAGGUCAUAGAUCUGACCGGUAGGACGGGCGACAAGGUGAAGAAGGGGAUUGAAAAGAUGAUAGGCAUGCACUUGCACGAUGGCUCGUACAUGGUAGACAUAGAGGACCCUGUGACCGGCCGGGGAGAUCUCCUCCGCCUCCUUGGAAUGGGAGGAGACCCUCCAAAGGGGAAAUUGGCAACAUGGUCGUCGUCGUUCGAGGAUAGCACGCGAAAAGGAGCUUUCGCACGGAUAGAGGGUAUGAGAGAAAGGGUUGAAAUCAUGAUUGAGGAAGCAUUCAACAAGAAGAAAUGGAUCAAGAUGGGCCUGCCCCAAAAGAAGAGGAGGCAGGAGGACGAAGUCCUAGGUGUUAUGGUAGCGGAAAAGGAGUCAUGGGUCGAACUUGGUGCUAGCCUGCCCAAACGGAAAGAAGUACGCAUAGACGUGCCGAAAAUCGCAAUCGAAAUCCCCGAUCUAUUGCAACUCAUCAAGGCCCUCAGAUACCACAAGAUAGGAGUGGAUUCGGCAGCCUUGGCCAAGUUCGAAAGWGAGGUGCAAAAGGGAUAUUGCCUGAAUGGGAAACUGGGCUACCUAUUUGGGAGGCGGUUCAUCUUAAGGAUCGAUCCGACGAAUGUCGCAGAGGCUCUAAAGAAUUACAAGCCUAUAGAUCCGACGGUAGGGAGAUGGGUAGGAUUCAUCUGGCAGUUCGAUUACAAGAUCGGACGGAUUGCUGAAAUCCGCAACAAGGCAGAUGGGCUGAGUCGGGUUUGCAUCACUCCCGAAGGGAUGGAGGAUGCAGAGCCCAUAGACGCCUUCCUCGAAUACGAAGGAGGGACACUCGCGGUGGAUAACGAAAUGAUGAGCGAGGGAUGCACAUCGGGAGAACUAUUGAUCCAGACUUAAGAGAAGGGGGCACCUGCCGUAGUAGCAGAAUUUAGGGAAGGACCAGUUACCACUCGAGGACACAGGGAAGAAAAGGACUCAUAGGGAGCGAUAGUAGAACAAAAGGAGGAGCUAAUAGCAAUGGCGGUUGAAGGGGGCCGGGAAGCAGUGAUGAGCUGAGUGGAAUCUUGGGAAAGGAAAGAGUUGCAAUGGGUGGUAAAUCAGAUGCAAGAAGGAAAGGAUGGAGGCAAGGACGGGAGGGAGUUUUUCUAUGUCCAAUCAUACGAAGGACUCUUUCGGGAGAUCGGGUUGUUGUUGGUAGGAAACAAAUAACCUACGGAGGU